UGAAAGCAGCUUUCAAACAGAUAGCCAGUGUCUCCCAUAAAAGUGCAGAGGGGCCAUAAAGGUGCAGAGUGAGGGGCCAUAAAGGUGCAGAGUGAGGGGCCAUAAAGGUGCAGGGUGUUUGAGGAAGGAGUUGACUAUAGCUGAACGGAAGUGAUGGCCAAGAGUGGCAGCUGAGAGACCCUGCUGGUGUCCUGCGCGGGCCUUGUGAGGAGCCCGUAAAACUGCCCUUCCCACCCCGGGCCUUAUCAGUGGGUUAAUCUCUAACUGUGCGGAGCCGUACAACUGCCCUUCCCACCCCGUGCAGCCACUCUCCCGGGGAGGGUCUUGGGGAGUCCGCAGAAGGGACCCAACGGCAGAGCAGGAGCUCCGCGAUGCUGAGCUUGUCGAGUGCAGCUGUGGUGUCUGCUUCCCUUGUAGCCUGUGCCUGACCUGCACCGAGACACUAUGGCCCACGUGGCACCCCCAACCCAUCACUGAGGGACCACGGACCACGUGGCACCCCACGCCAUCAUUGAGGGAACCCGGCCCACGUGGUACUUCCGGGUCAUCCUCCUCCUCCUCCUGGGCCUGACUCUGCUGGUGCUGGCCAGAUUCCUUCUCACGGACUUAGAGCUUGUCUCACCCCUGUUUGGGGGCCAGGCCAAGGGGCCGCCCGUGACCAACAUCAUGUUCCUGAAGACGCACAAGACGGCCAGCAGCACGGUCCUCAACAUCCUCUACCGCUUUGCCGAGACCCACAACCUGUCCGUGGCACUGCCCGCCGGCUUACACGUCCACCUGGGCUAUCCUAGGCUCUUCCUGGCACACUACGUGGAAGGCGUGGAAGGCGUGGAAGGCGUGGAGCUGCAGCAGCACUUCAACAUCAUGUGCAACCACCUGAGGUUCAACCUGCCUGAGGUGCAGAAAGUCAUGCCCAACAACACCUUCUACUUCUCCAUCCUGAGGAACCCCGUGUUCCAGCUGGAGUCCUCCUUCAUCUACUACAAAACCUACACCCCCGCCUUCCUGCGCGCCCCGAGCCUGGACGCGUUCCUGGCCUCGCCGCGGACGUUCUACAACGACAGCCUCCUCAAGAACGUCUACGCCAAGAACAACAUGUGGUUCGACUUCGGCUUCGACCCCAACGCGCCGCGCGAGGAGGGCUACGUGCGCGCGCGCAUCGCGGAGGUGGAGCGGCGCUUCCAGCUGGUGCUCAUCGCCGAGCACCUGGACGAGUCGCUGGUGCUGCUGCGGCGCCGGCUGCGCUGGGCGCUGGACGACGUGGUGGCCUUCAGGAUCAACGCCCGCAGCGCGCGCUCCGUGACCCGCCUGGCGCCCGAGACCCGGGAGCGCGCGCGGAGCUGGUGCGCGCUGGACUGGCGCCUGUACGAGCAUUUCAACCGCAGCCUCUGGGGGCAGCUGCGCGCCGAGCUGGGGCCGCGGCGGCUGCGCGGGGAGGUGGAGCGGCUGCGCGCCCGGAGGCGCGAACUCGCGACCCUGUGCCUGCAGGACGGCGGCGCGCCCAAGAACCGCACGCAGAUCAGAGACCCGCGCCUGCGCCCCUACCAGCCCGGCAGGGCCGACAUCCUGGGCUACAACCUCCGGCCGGGCCUGGACAACCAGACGCUGCGCGUGUGCCAGAGGCUGGUGAUGCCUGAGCUCCAGUACAUGGCCCGCCUGUACGCCCUGCAGUUCCCGGAGAAGCCCCGCAAGAACAUCCCGUUCCUGGGGGAGUAGAGGGGCCGGGGCCGGGGUCGGGGCCUCCUGCGGACAGCAGCCCCUCUCUCCGCCGUCACCGGGGAGGCCGGGGAUCCUCGCAGGGCUUCUGGGGCGUUGGGAAACCCAGGCCCGCCGGCUACGGCUCUAAAAUGAAGAGGAUGGAGACCCCAGUAAGGAGCCGCCCACCCCGACGAUCCGCCCAGAUCCCUCCCAGAGAGCGCCCUGAGCCCAGGCGGCAGCCCCCCUCCCCCCGCCCCCGGGUCCGAGGCUGUGCCUCUGUUCACUGAAUAGGACUGAACAGGAGGGCGGGGGAGUAGGGGAAGCUGGAUGGCAGGUCAGCACCUGCCCGGCAGGACGCGCAUGCCCGUGAGCCCCGGGUCUCCUGAGGGUCCUGGGCACUGGGGCUGUGGGUCCUCGGAGGAACUCAGAGUGGCUCCCCUGAAUUUCCCGGCGCUGGCAACAAGGUGCUGGUCCCAGAGACAGCUGCAGGCACAGGCAGUGCCACAAAGACCAGCCCGGAAAUGGGGCAGGGGCCAGGGGUCAGCCGCUCCCGAACAGCUCCCCAUCUUUAGCUGCAGGAGGUUUGGUUCUGAUGGAAGGACGUUUUCUACAGAGAUGGCACAGCUGCUCACAAGACCAGAACUCUAGCUCGGCUCCACGACCCCUGCUGGUCAGCCCCUAAUGCCCCGUGAAGGAGAGGACGUCUCACUUGCCAAAGGAAUGGUUGGGGGGUCCACGUACCCUUGGUUGCCUUGGAGACCAUGUUCGGUGUGGUGCCAGAGGGCAGCUGUGGGCACCCCUCUUCGUCAUUCACACGGAGGGACAGAGCCUUCCUGCCUGGCAGGACGUGAUCCCUGGCUGCCAGGGGCUUAGCGGGUAAAGGGGUGCACAUGCUGGGACCAGCCGAUGCCUGGGGCACCCAGGAAACGCAGCUACUCUGCUGCACGCCAGCCUGGAGGUUGAGACCCCAGCAGUGGAUCUAGGCCUGCAGGUCUAGGUGUGUCCUUGCUUUUUUUGGGGGGGCAGGGAACCAGUAUUUCAAAGAAGAGAGAUAACCCAAACCAGCAGCAUAGGCAGCUCCCUCGGACCCCAGUGUAAUGGGGGAGCUUCAGGAAGAGUGAAUUUUCAGUGAGAGUCGGCUGUGAAGAAUGGCACGAGCUCCACUGAGUCAGAGUCAGCCAGGGACCUCAGCAGGUCACCCUCCCUCCUCAGCCCAGGGACCUCUGCAGGCCACCCUCCCUCCCGGCUCAGCCCAGGGACCUCUGCAGGCCGCCCACCCUCCCCGCUUAGCCCAGGGACUCCUGCAGGCCGCCCAC
This is a messenger RNA of Cercocebus atys (sooty mangabey), 3014 nucleotides long. It is a transcript of the gene GAL3ST2, whose product is annotated as galactose-3-O-sulfotransferase 2. Gene Ontology annotation, biological process: glycolipid biosynthetic process; glycoprotein biosynthetic process. NCBI's taxonomy places the organism in Eukaryota, Metazoa, Chordata, Mammalia, Primates, Cercopithecidae. The transcript is spliced from 5 exons. Gene Ontology annotation, cellular component: membrane. Gene Ontology annotation, molecular function: galactosylceramide sulfotransferase activity. The coding region runs from base 667 to 1716 and encodes 349 amino acids. The record is from RefSeq and is a predicted model, not a curated record.